Symbiodinium necroappetens is the source of this 409-nucleotide messenger RNA. Lineage: Eukaryota; Dinophyceae; Suessiales; Symbiodiniaceae. The record is from the annotation of a GenBank genome assembly.
GUUGAGACAAUCAACGGUGACUCGCCCCUGUUUGCUGCAGCGCAGAAAGGGCACAUCGAUGUUGUGCAGGUGUUGCUUGAGUUCGGGGCGGCAACGAAUGAGGCGCGGCGACAAGAUGGUGUGACUCCUCUUUUCGCUGCAGCGCAGCGCGGCUUUGCAGAGGUGGUGCGCGUUUUACUGGACGCAGAUGCUGCACUCGAGCAGCCGCGGUACGACAGUGGGGCGACUCCGCUGUAUAUCGCGGCACAGAAAGGGUAUCGAGAAGUGGUGAAGGUCUUGGCAGACUAUGGCGCAGAUACAGACACAGUCGCUCUUGAUCAUGGGGCCACACCUUUGUACGUGGCAGCUCAGAAUGGCCACGAGUCUGUUGUGCGCAUGCUGUUGGAGGUCGGAGCCAAACGUGACAAAG